This is a messenger RNA of Somion occarium, 1986 nucleotides long. Lineage: Eukaryota; Fungi; Basidiomycota; Agaricomycetes; Polyporales; Cerrenaceae. The record is from the annotation of a GenBank genome assembly.
GGCCAAGAAUAGCACUUGGCGCUGGAGAAUGAGGCUGGGUUUGAACUGAGUUUGAAGGCUGGUUAUAUGAAGCACGAACGAGCACAGUCGUCGUCAAGCUCAACCACCACCGCCUUUCUUCCUCUCCCCCUACCCGUCGUGGUCCUUCGUGGCCCGCCCUUGCUGCUUCUUUUAUACUUAACCUACGUUUGAAUUUAGACUCAAUGUCUUCCGUCGCUCUUUCCCGCCUCUUGGCUUUCGUAGCCGCCUCCGCUUCUCUUGCACUCGCGCAGGACCCUACCUCCACCCCCACUCCUCUCGCUGACAAGCACUUCAACUACCCUGAUCAAGUGCCCUACCAAGCCGACCCUGACAAUGGUGUCCGUGGUACCCAGAGUGGUUUCAACAUCUGUAAUUCCACGACGCAGAACCAGGACUCUCUGUGCCAGACUGCUUUCCUCGACUUCCUUGAUGAUUUCUGCUUGUGGUCGGCACCCAAGCCCGAUUCAACCAUCGGUGAAACUGAGCAUGAGGAAGUUGCUUGGUGUACUCAACCCAAGCAUGGUACUCGUCUUAUCCCCGCCGGUGCAUUGCAGGGUGUGCAGUUCAUCAAGACACCCGGCUACCUCCAGGUGACUGGUUUCAUUGACCAGACGAAGAUCAAUCUUCAAGCCGAUGAUUUCGGUGGUGAACUUGACCCCCACGGUGCCGAUUUGCGUGGUAACCCUCUCGGUGGAUUGGUGUACUCCAACAAUUUGCCCAGCAAGAGCGGUGACAACAACACGUACACUCAGGUGAUUGAGUGGCACAACUUCAUGGGUUCCAACCAGUUCUGCAUGAAGGUGUGCGACCCUGCUGAUCCCCAGGCACCUCAGUUGUGCCAGCACAUCUACGAUCGUAUCGGUGUCCAAUACAACUGUCCAUCUCAACCCACCAACGGCACGUUCGAGGUUUGUGAGGGCGAGAACCAGGACCCGCCUGGUAUCUUCACCUCUAAUGGCCAAGUCAUGACCUAUACCCAGCCCCCAGAGUCGCUUGGCGCCAUCACCAUUCAACCAUACACCGUCCGCAUGCCCGCAUCUUCCAACUGUGUGACCUUCCAGUCCAGUGAUUUGUACAAGGCGCUCCCCACACCGUCUGGUGCUUCGUCGGCCAGUGGUGCGUCAGCUAUUGGCACAGGUGCUUCCGGCCGCCCUGUGAGCGGUUCUGCUACGCGUACUGGCUCUGGCGCCGGGCCAACCGCGACUGGCGCUGCAGACACCAAUGCCGCUAACACGCUGAAGAUCUCUGCCUUUGCAACAGUCUUCGGUGCUCUGUUCGCCGCUGCUUUCCUUUCAUGAGGACGUCACGACUCUCAUGGAUAGAUUGGGGGGUGAUAAUCGGGUGUGGGUGACAUACGGACUAUAAAACAUACCUCUAGUUACCUUCUCCACCUACCGGCGUAGUGCUGUGGAUUACGAACGGUUUAUUAAUAAUUCUCGGAAGCUCGUCCACUGUCCUUUUCCUUAGGAAUAUAGCAUCGUUAUGAUUCGUUUGGACUAGACAUCACGGACUGAUACUUUCCCUUGCAAUUGACUUUCUACUUUGCUUCAGUCCUUUGUGUCUGCAUCAUUUGCAUGUUUUGCAUUUUCCUGUACGUCGUCGAUUGCGCACUUGAGACGUAUACCCUCACUUUAGAGCAUACCAUCCUUUCUUCUGACUCAUCUUCCUGCUUGAAUUGUUUUGGUUGCGCGAGUUCUACAUUUGAUCACCCUUGCGUAUCAAUUUGGGGCGGUGUGCAAUGGGUGGUUGCCUGAUGCUGCUGCUCAACGCCGUUCGGAGGAUUGUGUUAUGCAAACCCUAAGCUACCACUCAUUGUGUCGGUUCUUGCCCCAUUAUAUUGUGCAAGUCGGAAAUAAUAUCAACAAUUUACCAUCAGUGGGUCCACUGCAUCUUAUAACAUCCUCCUAGAAUGGUUGUCCUUGUAACGUUGGGAUCUUAUCAAACACGACCGUUAUUGAUCCCGCU